CACCCGAUCCUGAAACCUUCUUCCAGUCGGAAGUGGGUAAAUCAUUGAACUUUGCGCGCGUGGCCACUGGGCCGUGGUUUUCGCUAUAACCCUUUUGUACCUAUCGCGUGCCUGCUAAAAGAUUCUGCGAUGGCAUGGCGAAUGAAAGUUCGAUUGCCAAGAUUAAAAGUCACCCAGAGAAGUACGAGUAGCCCUGCUACUAAGAUAAUAGUCCCUAGAGGCAGGCGAGGUGGAGGUGGUGUGGCUAUUUCUGCAGAGGAAGAAGCGAGUGAGGCUCCUUCCGGCAGUGAAAUGCGUCAUGAUGAAGUUCGUGAUGAAGAUCAUGCUGUCGUUUUCUCUGAUGUGUAUCAUGAUCACGAUGUUGUGCGGGAACCAUCUCCCACUCUACACGAGAUAAAUGAAGCUGCAAAUGCGACGAGCUGGAAGAACAUACGUUCCGAACUUCUGCGUGCCAUCACUGAGUCGUUUGCAAUGCCAUUGGGGAAGAAAUGCUGCAUGUGUUCUGAAGCAGCAGCGUGUAGGUGUGUGCAGUGUGGAGCAGCGAUCUACUAUUGUAUCAAAUGCUUUGAAGGGAGCCACUCUACAGCCAAUAUUUAUCACACACCUGAAGUGUGGGAUGCACACAACAUUCUAUAAUGUUUUCUUGCUGCGAUUGUGAACCAACUGCUCUUACCAUGGUUAGAGCUCGACUCUGGCCGGCUAGUCCUCGUCUCCCAAAAUUAGCCUUCACAUUCGAGUUGUUAGAGUGGGCAGAAGCUCUUCUGUUGGAAUGCCAAGUGGCUCUUGGGGAUUUCUGCAAAGCCCUCCACUUUAAGUCCCCUCAUUUAACCAAUAAGAGGAAAGAGAUUUAUGCAGCUAUGAUAAAUGCCUUUGAAGAAUUUAGGUAAAAUAUGGUUAGUUUGGUGUCGAACCAAUGUAUAACACAGUAUCAUUGCAGGUAUAUGAAAGUAGAGGUCCGUAAUCUCUCGUACAUCAGUGACGAAUUUGAUAAUGGAAAUAUUUGUCCUGCGUGCCCUAAGGAGAGAGGAAGCGUCAUGAUUUCUAUGGAUGCUCUAUUUGGACUUCCACGAAAAAAGUCUGCCGGACAGAGUCAUAGAGAUCCACUUCAUGGCCACAUAUUCUUCAAAGAUCAACCUUCAGUUGAUGAGCAUGUUGCUAGUUCUUCUCGAAGAAAUGCUUGUGAUAAGGUGUGCAGUGACUUCUUAGCUGGUGAUGUGCUACGAUCAUCAAAUCGUUACAAAGCCCUUGAUGAGACAGCUUUGUUUGGUUGUGCUUGUAGGCAUGAAUUUCCACUUAUGUUCAUCAAUUUGAAACAUGGAGAAAGGAUAAGCUAUGCUGAAUGGCUUUUGCAAGAAAUGGUUCAAUCAUAUCCAGCUGAAAUAAAGCUACAUGUGAUGUAUGAUAUAGCUUGCACUCUAAACAAGUAUAUGCAGAAAUAUGAAGGAAAUAAUGUUUUAUUGAAGAAAGUGCAGCUUUGCUUACCAAUUUUCCAUGCUUAUGGUCACAAACCACAGUGUCAGAUAAUCUUCAGUCCAUUGCGCUGUGAUGGUUUAGGGCUCUCAGAUGGUGAAGUAAUGGAACGUCUUUGGUCCUUUUUACGCCGUUUCUCUCGCAUGACAAAGGAAAUGCGGCCAGCCCACAGAACGGAUGUUCUUUGUCAUGCUCUGAUUUACUAUGGAUACAAGACAAAGAGAAAGCUAGGAUCACUGUUACUAAACCGUUGGAAGAAAGCUGAACAGAUG
Geodia barretti is the source of this 1742-nucleotide messenger RNA. The record is from the annotation of a GenBank genome assembly. NCBI's taxonomy places the organism in Eukaryota, Metazoa, Porifera, Demospongiae, Tetractinellida, Geodiidae.